UGACCCACGCUGAUAAGUGUGCGAGGUUCAAAAUACACGCCGAACAACGCUGUAACUAGUACGCUAUUAUUGGCUUUCUAAUAUUAGUAUUUGUUUGUCUGACAGCGAAAUCGCUUAACGUUAUGGGGAGGAUAAUCUUACUUUCACCGCUCAGUUUUUGUCCAUAUCAAAAUGAUUGUGUUUGAUUGCGAGCAUUUUGCAUGGAGUUUGAACUUGACUGACUUAAGGAACUGUUUAAGGAUUUUUUGGUUAUGCGUUUAUUUAAAAUGACCUUCUUAUCCAGCAGUAGUAUAGUUAAAAACUGAAGUCCUACAGGCCCCUGUUUUUUUAAACCUUUGUUUUUUUCCUUUACAGUAGGUGGCAACAAUGAACAUUAAAGUUGUAAAACCCGCCAACGUAAAAGGGCAUUGAACAGCAGAGCUGAUAGCACAUCGCACCCCUUGACUUUUCAUUAUUUGCAAACACGCCAAUAAAAAGGUGGACUUUUAGAAACCAAAAAAAUGUCAAACUGUGACGCUUUCAAGGUGCAACUAGUCUCCAUCAUGGACAUGUUUGUCCAAGAGGCCGUACUGGCGAUGGGUAAGUUGUUUGACGAGGGCUCUUCGGUCAUUUUGCGUGUGGAGUUAACACGGGAUCUGGAUGAGGACGCUGAAGUUUUAAGGAAGAAAUUACAGACCGAUAGCAAACUACGGACGAUCCGAUUCGCGUCCGCCCUGGAGACUUUGCGUAAUGUUGCCGUGGAACAAAUAAUACGACUGGUGGAUGAGACGAAGGUGCUGGUGCUGGCGCGCGGCGCGGAGAGGAGGGCGACUCUGCAGGCGCGCGAGGGGAGCGCGCGGGCGGCGGCCCCGGGGAGUCGCUGGCGCGCCUGCGCCGUUGGGCCGGGCGAGAGAAUGUCCUUGGAAGAAGAAGAAGAAGAAAACUCUAAAUCCGCUCCGAGGAAUGAGUCCCCAGACACAAAGGAGGAUGUUUCUGAGGUGCUCUUGACUGGAGAAGCGCGGCUCAGAGAUGCCCUUGGAAACGAUUCCCCGGAAGGCGCAGCAAUCGAAUCUGCUGGCAAUGAUGGAAAGGGGACCGAGCAUCGAGACUCUGGAGGUGUCGAUGCUGACGGGAACGGCCCGUUUCCGGAAUCCGGGCUUGGCCCUGAGCGGCAGCAACCGACGGGCGUAGAUCUGGAAGAUGAUUUUGAUGUCGGGGAAGACGACUGCCACCAAAGCAGCGGGUGUUUCGAGGCUCUUGGGAAGGCGGGAAGAGGAGAGAAACCGUUCAGUUGCAACAGCUGUGAGAAGUGUUUCUUUAAGCUUAGCCACCUGAAAUCGCACCAGCGAAUUCACACGGGAGAAAAACCGUUUUGCUGCGCCCACUGUGGGAAGAACUUCACACAGAAACACAGUCUCACUGAGCAUCAGAGGAUCCACACGGGUGAGAAACCGUACGGCUGCGACCUGUGCGGUAAGAGUUUCAGUAAGGCCGCCCACCUCAAAACUCACCAGAUAAUCCACACCGGAGAGAAACCGUUCAGCUGUACUAUAUGUGGAAAGAGCUUUACUCUGGCUCAAAACCUAAACAGGCAUCAGCGAAUCCAUACCGGAGAGAAGGCGUUCAGCUGCGUUGUGUGUCAGAGGAGUUUCACACGAGCCGUCACUCUGAAAAUACACAUGCUGAUUCACACGGGACAGAAACCCUUCAGCUGCGUUACCUGCGGGAAGAGUUUCCGCCAAGCGGUCAACCUGAAAAUACAUCAGCGGAUCCACACGGGACAGAAGCCCUUCAGCUGCUCCAUGUGUGGGAAGAACUUCCGCCAGGCUGUGAACCUUAAGAUCCAUCAGCGCGUUCACACAGGAGAGAAACCGUUCGGCUGUGAAGAUUGCGGAAAGAGUUUCACUCAACAAAGCAACCUGAGUUUGCACCGGCGAAUUCACACGGGGGAGAAACCAUACAGUUGUGUUAUCUGCAGCAAAAAGUUCAGCAACGCUUAUAGUCUCAAAUUGCAUCAGCGCAUCCACACGGGGGAGAGACCGUACAGUUGUGACAAGUGCAACAAGACUUUUAGCCAAGGUAGCCAUCUCCGGACACACGAGAGAAUUCAUACGGGCGAGAAAUUGUACAUGUGCGAUAAAUGUGGGAAGAGCUAUUCCGACCUGCGAAACCUUAGGCUGCACAAGUGUGUUUACUAGUGAAAGAAUUUCCAUACAGCAUAUGGGAAUUUUCACUAUCAUUUUGCAGGCCCAGAUUUUGUUUUGAGAGCAGUUGAAAACUUUUUUUCCCCCAAAUUUAGAUGAUAAAAGAUAUGUUUAAACCAGAUUUUGGUUGUACAUUAUUAUUUGGAUUUCAAUGCAUUUUAUAUGUUAACAGACUAUUGAUAAGUAGGGCGAUUCCUUCAUAUCACAUUCCUAACUUUGAUAUUCCCGUCAUCCAUUUACAGAGCUGGAAACUGGUAUAAUCUUCUUGCUUGGGUACAUUAUGAGACCUGUUCAGGACUCUGCUUGCUACCUGCUGCCUGGGUUGUGAUUAACCUUUCAUAUGGUGUUUUUGAGGUAUCUCAUUAUUAUGCACCCCGCUGGUGACUUUCAAAGUCUUUACUUGGCCUACAAAUAAAAUUCAAUAUAUAGCGGA
This is a messenger RNA of Paramormyrops kingsleyae, 2616 nucleotides long. The record is from RefSeq and is a predicted model, not a curated record. Lineage: Eukaryota; Metazoa; Chordata; Actinopteri; Osteoglossiformes; Mormyridae.